AUCGAAAAUGAACAGGAAGUGAAUGAGGCUAGUAAAAGACCCGACAACCAGGCAUUUCCACAAUUGCCACCUCAUUGCCACUCCGAUUGCGCGUGGCGGCGAAGCGGAUUACAGAUGCGAGCCUCGGAGGCGCUCCCCUUAUCAUACAAGACGGCCGGCUGGCCCAAUGGCAAGGCGCUUGACUACGAAUCAAGAGAUUGCAGGUUCGAUCCCUGCGUCGGUCAAUCUUUUUGUGUUUUUGUAUUUGUUUCAUUUUCAUCAAAUAUCUUUUUGUUGACCUUGACACAGUAA
Messenger RNA from Penicillium verhagenii, 291 nucleotides. RefSeq lists its product as uncharacterized. The annotation marks the transcript as partial. The transcript has 2 exons. The record is from RefSeq and is a predicted model, not a curated record. NCBI's taxonomy places the organism in Eukaryota, Fungi, Ascomycota, Eurotiomycetes, Eurotiales, Aspergillaceae.